CGAACGCGCGUGCAGAACCGCGAGCUCCAGUAGAGCUGCAAACAAUUGGCCUUUGAGAAGGCUAGUUUGGAGGAUGAGGUCGACCAUUUGCAAAGCUCGGAGAUGGCCAACGGAGUUGUGUCUGUAGAGAGCCGUGCUAACGAGUUAGCCCGCAAGGUCAAUGAGUUGAGAGAGGAGUUGGAGAAGGCUCAAGCCAAGAAGGAGAGCGUCAUUCAAGCUACCAAGGAUGAGGCCGGUCGUGCUGAAGACCGAGCCAAAAGGGCUGAAUCGAACAGGGAGAAGGCUCUUCACGAGCUGAACUCCCUGAAAGAUAGGGUUGCAGAAGCUGACAAGCAUGUCGCUUGGGCUGAGGCGUCCUUGGAGCAAAGCAAGAAGCACCACCAGCACGCUAUUUGCUUCACUUGGGCACAAGGAGCUGAGUGGCUGGUUGGAGCAGACAUGUUCCAGAACGUUGUAGCAAUUGCCGCAGCCUACACUACCAUGGACAUCUACAACGAGAUUCAUGGGAAGGUGCUGCGACACCGGGUAGACUUUCCAAUCGGCAAGUUGGCCUUCUUCGAGGGGGAGGAAAUGGACGAUCAAGGAAAGAGCCUCGCUCCUCCAACUGAUGCCACCGUGAGGCUGAAAUGGGAACGCAAUGAAGAAGGAGUGCCAAUGUGGCCUCCUUCAAUUGUAGAAGAGGGGGAGGAUACUGAGGGCCUACCAAGUUUUGAUGCUUGGGUGGCAGAGCCCUUUGAAGUCCAAGUUGAGCCAUCCAGCACUCCCCCGACCUCUCAGCCCGCCAUCGCUCCAGCAACUCUCCCAUCUCCAGCUCGGUCAUCUCCUGCUCGAGCUACUACUGCGCCCACUGACAAGUCCAUCGCCGUCUACCUGACAGACGAUUAGUUUAGGAUCUUUUUUCUUUUUUGUAUUUUUGUAUUGGUCGUUUGAUCAAUUUGUCAUUUGGAUUACCAUCUCCUGUACUUCAAGUGUAAAAAAUUUUAAUAGAAAUACAAAUUUGGA
Rubroshorea leprosula is the source of this 1002-nucleotide messenger RNA. NCBI's taxonomy places the organism in Eukaryota, Viridiplantae, Streptophyta, Magnoliopsida, Malvales, Dipterocarpaceae. The record is from the annotation of a GenBank genome assembly.